Molecule: messenger RNA, 4872 nt
Organism: Lepisosteus oculatus (spotted gar)
Lineage: Eukaryota; Metazoa; Chordata; Actinopteri; Semionotiformes; Lepisosteidae
Source: RefSeq, a predicted model, not a curated record
UUGUGGGAUACCCAGCGACCCUAUAUUGGAUAAAGUGAUUAGACAAUGGAUCUCCAUAUCACCUCAUUCAACACAUUGCCUGCUAACUGACUGCAGUUCCAUUCUAAAUCUGCAGAAAUGUAGGAUUUAAUGACUCCCUGUUAAAAACCUGCUGGAAUCUGGGUCUCCAGGAAAAACAGGACUGGGAAAUUCCCCUCUGGAUACACCGCAUGAGCAUCCCUGGCCUUUUGCAUAAUUAAAUAAUCGUAUGGUUUAUUUAUUGAGCCGGAAGCAGAAAUGUUAGCGAGCUCAUUAGCGCGAACAAACCCAUGAGGUCUGACGACUACACAACUGAAAUGAGUUCAGCACUAAACCCCGAGAAGUGAUUGACCUUUACUUGUUGAAAGUUUUUUUUUUUCCUCCACUCUAAAAACACAAGGGUUCACGUUUACCUCGAAACUGGUGGACAGAAAAAGAAAAUUGACAAAGGUGGGCAAUGAGUCUCGAAAGAAAAAAAAACGAAAAUGUCAGCUGUGGUUAACCUCAUCCUCGCACACUUGUAGUAUAUUCUGUGAGGAUGAGGGCGACGGCGAAAAUCUUUAUUUAUAUUCACGGCGUUCGUCUGUUUUAGAAAAUGAGCUGGAGCAGCCGUGGUUUCGUGUAAACACAACCUUGACCUGAUUCGCUCGCCUGUGACCACGUUUCGAAAGCACGAUUUGUGUUUAACAAACUGUUGUAGAAUAACUCGAGCCGUGACCUUUGAAAUUAAGUCAGACUGACGGGAGUGGGCAAUCGCACAGAUGAAAACAAGGGAGUGUGUGCCACCCCUGAGCACUUUAAUAUCUUUCUGUGCUCGGAGUCGGGACAGAAUAAGUGUGGGGUUUAAGGGCCACGCCUGGGUGAUAGCGUGUCGGUAUCCAAACAGGUCUGAAUGCCAUUCUCUCCUUCCUCUUUAUCUUUUCUUUAAAUUCUUCCCCCUUCUUUUUUUUAAAAAAAGACUUAUUAAAAUAAAUUGUUCAACUUCCUCCUUCCUCCUUAUUCAUCUUUCCCCCAGCUGGCUGACCAUGCCACCUUAGAAACAGUGACAUGAUUAUUAAUAACCAAGCUGUCAAGACCUUCUUUUAAGGUCUCAUCCUUGUGGAACCCCCUACAGCACAGUGUCCCCCGUGACCACUCUGGGACGUUAGUUUGGGCAUUCUGGUCCAGAGGGAACGGUCAGAUCGCCACCUACUGCUCUGCCAGCGUCUCUUACAGCAGCAACCUGGUUUUCAUCGAAGGCCUCUGAUCCCAGCACAGACGAUUAACACCGCCCCGAGGCCUGAUGAGUAUAGGUUAUGACCCAGCUAUAUUGAAAUAUUUCUUUCAAUAAAUACGGCUUUGAAUUAAAAAGAGUGAUUUUUGCUUUGGCUGCAGUAUCAAAGAGGAAGCACAAAAUGCUGCACGAGGCAAGAUGCAUUUGUGUUGCCCUUUCAAAACCGUUUCCGGGGGCUGUGAAGUCCUCCCUGCCCUUUCUUCUGCCCUUUGACUGACAUCCGAGUAACAUCCACGCUCUGGUCCCUCUCAAGGCGGCUGGGCGGCGCAGACGCCCGAAGUGCUGCAGCAUCGCUGGUCUGUGCCUGUGUGUGGGGAAAGGCUCAGCAGAAGCAGGGGCUGGUGUUUGCAGCCUGUGCUCUGGGAUGGAAAGGUGCUAAGUAACAUCAGGGGAGGAGGCCACAGGCCGAUGAAGUCUUCACUUUAAAAACCAAAUAGAGGAAGUGGUUUCCUUUGGGUCAGCAGUCUAAUACCAGGGUCUCUGAGUCUCUGCUCUGCAGUACAGUGUCGCUUAAACAGGGCUUCCCCUGUCCCAGGGAAAAGAGGACCCUGUGUUGUGCGUGUCGCGUCCAGGCUGGUGAAAUAAACUGCUGCACGUUGCACAGAGCUGUCCCAUGUUAAGUAGGUUUGUUUCAGACCCUCGCUGCCCUUUGUGUAAAGAAGUGUCCGCUGUUCUCGGUCUUAAGCUCGCCUCCACACAUCUCCCACGCGUACCCUCUAGUUUGUGUGUCACUGAAGAUUCUGCCUGUCAGGAUUUUGGACUCUAAAUUUGAAUCAGGUCCCCAUUUUAAUCUAUUUCCAUAAAGAGUUCCAAAAGCUGAAAUAGUGGAUUUGUUCUGUGAAAAAGAAGCUGUUUUUACUUUUCUAUACAGUGUUUUGAGUUAUUACUAUUUUAUGUGUUCUUUUUUAGUAUCUUCUGUCUCUCCUUCCUUUAGUUUAACCCCUUGUUGUGAGGAACAUAGUUAGAGGUUUUGAAUAUUCACUAUUUUCCUUUUCAUAAAUUAUUUUCAGAUGAAGCUCUCUACCAACACUUCACCUACAUGUUCUGUAACAUUUAAUCUGCAGUUUAUGGAUCAUGUAUUUUGGUUGGUUUAAAAUACAAUACAAAUAAGUGUAAAAAGAUCAUAAACUGUUUUAAAAAAGUUCCUAUAACAGCUUAGUUUAAGCUGUUAGUUUAGAUUUAGUCUAGAAAGUUUUUUUCUGCUGCGGUUCAGCAGUCGCCAGGAGGCCGUGUUUAUUACAGUUAAAGCCUUGUUCUGGGCUUGCCUUGUGUUGUGGGACGCGAGAGCUACUGUAGUAUAUUUGUACACCGUAAUCUCCUCCUACAGAUGGCCGAGACUGGAGAGAGUGGGUGGACCUGUUUGACUAAUGGACGUUUUUGUGUGUUCUUAUUUUAAAAAUGCUCUUAAAUGCAGACAGCUGCUCAACGAAGGGAGACUCUUUUUUUUUUUUCCCGCCUGUGACCUCUUAUUCAAACCGUAAGAACAGGAUGCUGUUGUGACUGUGGGUGGGGGGCUGGUUUUCAGCAAGUCCAGCAGUGAUCAAACUGCCCUGCUUGAGUCCGUCUCUGGGAAGGUUUGGAUCACUGAUUCCUGCUUGGCUGUGUUUGUGUGCCUGAUCUUGAGCUAGGAGACAGGUGAACAAAAAGAUGAGCAGAGGGGUUCCUAAUGAUUUACUGAGAUUCAUUAACCCCACUGUAAAUCAUUAAGACCGUUGUAUUAAAGAAUAAACUGGCCAUUCCGCGGGUGGUCCAUACUGCCUCCUAAGGAGCGGACCACAGCAUAAAUACAGGCGCAGACUCGGAAGGAGAGGACUCUGAGUGAGAGAUGCUUUGUCUCAUCAGGCUGGAACCAGGUUCUAUCUAGGUAAUCUGAGCAUUCUUACAACAGAUCCUGCCUUCUUCUUUAUCUUGGAAAAUUCCCAUUUCCUAUCUUCUGGAUUUCCUCAGGCUUAACACAUCUCAUGUUAGUGGUGCGUUGUUGGAAUAGGGGAAGAUUGGUUUCCAUUCACUGGUGGGCCUCUGUGUUUGAGAGGAGGCGAGGAAGUGUGUCAGUGACGCUGGAGAGGAAAGAGGCAGCUCGCGGUGUCUGUGGCUUCUCCGGCUCGAGGCUCGCCCCGCGCCGUGCAGAGCGCGCGCACACCGACCCGGGGCGCGACGCUCGCGGGCUCACACCUCUCUAGCCGCGCGGCAGGACCGGGGCAGGACUCGUCUCUCCAGCUCGUACUCCCCUGCACUGGGAUCCAGACUUCAGCCUCUGGCCUCUACUCUCCCACAACUUGAGUGAUGGUGGCUCUGGGGACAGUCUGGGUGAAGAGCUGAAGAGAAGAGCUCUCAACAGGCCGUGAGCAGGCUGCGCGGCGCGGCGGGCAGCGGCCCCGGGGUGCCCGCCGCGGGCAUGAGCCGGAGGCCCCGCGUGGACGGCGUGAGGCUGGGCGGGGAGGACUUCACCCACAAGGGCAGCUUCAUCCACAAGCCCUCGCAGGGCUGGCUGCACCCCGACAAGAAGAUCGCAGGGCCGGGGGUGUCCUACAUAGUCAGGUACAUGGGCUGCAUCGAGGUCCUGAAAUCCAUGAGGUCCCUGGACUUCAACACCCGCACGCAGGUGACCAGGAGCUCCCAGUUUUCCAGGUGCCGCAGGGCCGGCCGCAGGUUUUCGGAAGCGCCGAUCGAGCUCGGCUGGAGCAGGGGAGCAGCCGGUCGGGAGAGGCGCUCUGGGCUCCGCUGUGCUUUUGCUCUCAGAGAGGCGAUCAACAGGCUGUAUGAAGCUGUGCCAGGUGUCAAGGGGGCCUGGAAAAAGAAGGCAAUGAACAAGGCCCUGCAGUGCAUCAUGGGGAAGAGCAACCUGCGCUUUGCGGGCAUGAGCAUCGCGGUCAACAUCUCCAUCGAGGGCCUUAGCCUCCGGAUGCCCGCUACCCGGCAGGUGAUCGCUCACCACCCGAUGCAGUCCAUCUCCUUCGCCUCGGGUGGGGACACGGAUACCCCGGAUUAUGUCGCCUACGUUGCUAAAGAUCCAGUCAACCAGAGAGCCUGCCACAUCCUGGAGUGCUGCGACGGCCUGGCCCAGAGCGUCAUCAGCACCAUCGGACAGGCGUUCGAGCUGCAGUUCAAACAGUACCUGCACAGCCCGCCCAAGGCCAUCACCACCGCCGAGCGGAACAUCAGCACAGAGGAGUCUGCGUGGGGAGACGACGAGGACUCCUCCGAGCACGACUACUACAACAGCAUCCCUGGGAAGGAGCCCCCCAUGGGGGGAGUGGUGGACUCGAGGCUGAGGCCCCCAGGGGCCAUGCUGGGCCACAUUCACAGCCAGCCCCACAGCAGCAGCAAGAGCGCACAGAUGGGUUUGUCUGCACGGAGAGAGGGAGCCCUCCACACCCCCGGGCAGUUGUGCUAUGAGGUUCACUGGGACACUGAGAGCAGCAACAGCUCAGGUACGCCGCCGUCAUUGAUCUGUUUCAAACCGUUCUAGAAACAGCCUCAGAGCCUGUGUGCGCACAGUGGCCAUUAGAGGGCAGCAGAUCACAAGCAGGAUGCAAACACACCAGAAUAGAACAGCAAAAGGUUCAUGUCUAUACCACAAA